UGUCUGGGGCAACAGGAGUGAAGUUUCAAAUGAACACAACAACUGAAACGACCUACACAGAUAUCCCAACUGCCAAUAUCUUAUCUACAGUGAUCUUACUUGUGAGCAAUCUGUUUGGGCUGGUUGUGAACACCCUUUACCUCUGGGUCCUCGGAUUCAGGAUGCCCAAGAGUAUCAACACCACUUGGUUUUUACAUUUAAUUUUAUCUAAUUUACUUUUUACAUUCAUAAUGCCAUUCCUUGCUGUGUAUUUGAUAACAGAUCCCCAUUGGAUUAUGGGAUCCUUCCUAUGUAAGUCCAUUCACUCACUCUUUUCUGCAGUUAUGUUUACAUCUGUUUUCUCUCUCACUGUAAUCAGCCUCGAUCGCUACAGUUUUGUCUGCCACCCAGUCUGGUACAGAGGACACAUGAAUAACCGCUAUGCAUCUACCAUCUGCAUUUGUAUAUGGGGGUUGGCCAUUUUGUUUUGCUCCCCAUAUUUUGCAUUUCGCCAGACACGCCUGCUGGAGGACAAUACAACUGCCAUUUGCUACAAUGAUUAUACACUUUCUGGAUCAAUUCCACAAAACUCAGCAAUACAACUGAGAUGGGUCAUGUUCAGCUUUCGCCUAAUAUUGGGCUUCCUACUGCCGUUUGCUGUAAUCACUGUUUGCUAUCUGUCCAGGGAUGGCAGUAGGAAAAGCGUCAGCUCUAACUAUUAA
Xenopus laevis (African clawed frog) is the source of this 701-nucleotide messenger RNA. RefSeq names its product probable G-protein coupled receptor 33. The record is from RefSeq and is a predicted model, not a curated record. Lineage: Eukaryota; Metazoa; Chordata; Amphibia; Anura; Pipidae. The coding region runs from base 30 to 701 and encodes 223 amino acids. The transcript is spliced from 2 exons.